GUGCGCCGCAGACGACGGGCGAUCAGCUGACUGCAGCGGACCGACAUCGUUUAGGGCUCUGCUGUCAUUCGAUUAAAUCCCGGUGGUAGUGAUUGGAUUUAAAACUUCUGCAGGAUAUGUUUCAAUAGGCAACAAGUCUGAGAGGUCAUCAUUAUGUCGGGGAACAACCUAGUUUUACCCAUAGUGCUAUGGGGCCGCACAGCUCCAACUCACUGCAUCAGCAGUCUGCUGGUGAUGGAUGACUUCAGUACCAUCGUCACUGGCUGCCAUGACGGACAGAUCUGUUUCUGGGACAUGACACCUGAGCUACAGAUCUGCCCAAGGGCAAUGCUGUUUGGUCACACGGCCGCAAUCACCUGUUUGGCAAAGGCAAGCGCCUGCACUGACAAACAGUACAUCGUCAGCGCUUCAGAGAGUGGGGAGAUGUGUUUAUGGGAUGUGAAUGAUGGUCGCUGUAUUGAGUUCACUAAACUGGCUUGCGCACACACUGGCAUACAGUUCUACCAGUUCUCGUUCGGCGCGGAGAGGGAGGGACGUCUGUUGUGUCACGGCCAUUACCCAGAGAUCCUGGUGGUGGACGGCACCAGCCUGGAGGUCCUUUACUCCCUGGUGUCCAAGAUCUCUCCAGACUGGAUCAGCUCCAUGAGCAUCAUCCGGUCCCACCGCACCCAGGAGGACACGGUGGUGGCGGUUUCAGUGACGGGCAUACUGAAGGUCUGGAUCAUCACUGCUGAGGUCAGCAGAAUGCAGGACCUGGACCCAGUGUUUGAGGAGGAGUCCAAGCCCAUCUACUGCCAGGGCUGCCAUAGCAUCUCCUUCUGCUCCUUCACCCAGAGCAGCCUGCUGCUGGUCUGCUCCAAGUACUGGAGGGUGUUUGAUGCGGGGGACUACUCCCUGCUCUGCUCGGUGCCCAGCGAGGCGGACCAGGCCUGGACCGGGGGGGAGUUCAUCGCCGCUGAUAAGGUCAUCAUCUGGACCGAGGACGGCUGCAGCUGCAUUUAUACUCUGCCUGCUAGCUGCCUUCCUGCUAGUGAACAUUUCCGCAGCGAUGUUGGGAAAACCAAGGAGGCGUCCAUCCCUCCCCUUAUCUACAGCAUCACAGAGCGCACCGACAAACAGAGAGAGGAGGGAGGAGGCGAGGAGGAAGAGGUGGUUGAGGAGGUGAUGUGUCACCCUGCCCAUGGGUGCAACAUGGAGCUCUACACCCCAGAGCAGCUAUUCUACCACCGGCCUCUAGAGGCGCCACUCCUCAUCUGCCCCCCGGUCACCCGCUUCUUCUACGGGAGGAGGGAGCCCUUCCACAAGCUGCUGGUCCAGGGAGACUCUGCUGGACGCCUGUCCCUGUGGAGCGUCCCUGAUACCUGCCCCCCAGGGUCCCCUGCUACAGAGCUGCAGGUGUCGUCCACUGUCAGCCUGCAGGAGGCCUUUGAUAAGCUGACUCCUCUGUCUGCCGGCAUCAUCGACCAGCUCAGCGUCCCGCCGGGGGGAGAGGAACCCAUCAAGGUGACGGCCAGCGUGUACAUCCCGUCCCAGGGCCGUCUGGUCUGCGGGCGGGAGGACGGCUCCAUCAUCCUGGUCCCCGCCACGCAGACGGCCAUCGUGCAGCUGCUGCAGGGGGAACACAUGCUCAGGAGGGGCUGGCCGCCCCACCGCACCCUGCGUGGCCAUGGCAACAAGGUGACGUGCGUGCUGUACCCCCACCAGGUGUCCCCCCGCUACGACCAGCGCGCCCUGGUCUCGGGCGGCGUGGACUUCUCCGUCAUCGUGUGGGACAUCUUCACCGGCGAGAUGAAGCACAUCUUCUGUGUCCACGGCGGCGAGAUCAGCCAGCUCAUCGUUCCCCCGGAGAACUGCAGCACGCGGGUGCAGCACUGCGUGUGUUCGGUGGCCAGCGACCACUCGGUGGGGCUGCUCAGUCUGAGGGAGAGGAAGUGCAUCAUGCUGGCGUCCAGACACCUCUUCCCCAUCCAGGUCAUCAAGUGGCGGCCCGCCGACGACUACCUGGUGGUGGGCUGCUCCGACGGCUCCGUCUACGUCUGGCAGAUGGACACGGGGGCUCUGGACCGCUGUGUGAUGGGCAUCACGGCGGUGGAGAUCCUGAACGCAUGUGACGAGCUGGCCCCAGCCACGGUGGACGCCCUCAGCCACCCGGCCGUCAACCUGAAGCAGGCCAUGAGCCGCCGCAGCCUGGCCGCGCUCAAGAACAUGGCCACGCACAAGCUGCACACGCUGGCCUCCAACCUGCUGGCUGCCGACAGCCAGGACAAGGGCAACCUACCAAAGUACUCCCACAACUCCCUGGUGGUGCAGUCCAUGAAGACCAACGUGACGGAUCCCGACAUGCACGUGCUGUUCUUCGACGUGGAGGCGGUGAUCAUCCAGCUGCUGACGGAGGAGGCGCAGCGGCCCAGCCCCACCAUGGUGUCCCCCGAGAGCCUGCAGAAGAGCCAGGCCGGCCCCGACAAGGGAGGCUCCUUCCUGGCCAACAAGAUCUUCAAACAGGUCAAAGAGACCAUGAAGGAGACCAUCAAGGAGCACCUGAUGGAUGAAGACGAGGAGGAGGAGGAGGAGAUGAGGAGGCGCGAGGAGAAGUCCAAGUCCCUUAGCCUGCUGGAGUACAACCUGACCAUGGACACGGCCAAGCUGUUCAUGUCCUGCCUCCACGCCUGGGGCCUGGACUGCGGCCUGGACGCCGUCUGCCUGGAGCGCCUGGGCAUGCUGAAGCCCCACUGCCCCAUCUCCUUCGGCCUCAUCUCCCGCGGAGGGCACAUGUCCCUCAUGCUGCCCACCUUCAAGGAGGCCUUGCUCCGUCAGCUGUCCCAGGCCGCCGGCCGGACUCUGGCCCCGGCGGACAUCGUGGGUAACGGGACGUACGGGGUGUCCCGGGCCGUCAGCACCCAGCACCUGCUGUCGGUCAUCUCCCUGGCCAACACCCUGAUGGGCAUGACCCACGCCUCCUUCAUCGGGGAGCACAUGAAGAAGGCUCCCGUCAGACCUCCCAGACCCGGGACCCCUGAGAGCCCCCGCAGGACCGCCUCCAGCGGCCCCCCGCCCUCCAGCCCCGCCAUGCAGGCCCAGAUCAAACAAGGGUGGAGCCAGCUGGCUGCGAUGCACUGUGUGAUGCUCCCUGACCUGUUAGGGAAGUUCAGACCUCCUCUCCUGGAGAUGUUGGCUCGGCGGUGGCAGGACCGCUGUCUGGAGGUACGAGAAGCAGCCCAAGCACUGCUAUUGGCUGAGCUCAGGAGGAUCGGUCAAUCAGGACGCAAGGAUACCAUUGACCUGUGGGCCCCCUACCUGCCUCAGUAUGUGGACAGCGUCAGCUCCCCUGGAACAACCACAGAGCCCCCCCCGCCGGCCCCGCCCCCAGUCGACUCUCAGCCAAUCGAAACCAAGGCUUCCGAGGAGGAGCUGGAUGUGACUGACGAUGACAUCACAGCAGGCUGUCUGUCCAACCUGCCACCCAACGCCAAGAAGAUCUCCAACUCCUACGAGGAGCGGCGGAAGCAGGCCACCGCCAUCGUGUUGCUAGGGGUGAUAGGGGCAGAGUUUGGCGCAGAGAUUGAGCCACCGAAGGGCGCUGGUAGGGCGAGGAUGGGAGGACAAGCACCCGAGGGCUUUGGACCGGCCAGCGGAGGCUCCUCCAACUACUCUCUGGCCAGACACACCUGUAAGGCGCUGACCUUCCUGCUGCUCCAGCCCCCCAGCCCCAAGCUGCCUCCCCACAGCACCAUCCGCCGCACAGCCAUCGAUCUGAUUGGCCGUGGCUUCACCGUGUGGGAGCCAUAUAUGGACGUGUCGGCGGUGCUCAUGGGCCUGCUGGAGCUCUGCGCCGAUGCUGAGAAACAACUGGCCAACGUCACCAUGGGUCUCCCUCUCAACCCUCCGGCGGACUCUGCUCGCUCGUCCCGCCACGCUCUCUCUCUCAUCGCUACGGCUCGGCCACCUGCCUUCAUCACCACCAUCGCUAGAGAGGUCCACAGGUUCAAUGCUGCCCAGGCCAACUCCCAGUCCCAGCAGAACGUCCACACCAGCACCCUGGCCCGGGCCAAGACCGAGAUCCUCAGGGUGAUCGACAUACUCAUAGAGAAGAUGCCUGGAGACGUAGUGGAUCUACUGGUGGAGGUGAUGGACAUCAUCAUGUAUUGCAUUGAGGGUUCACUGGUCAAGAAGAAAGGACUGCAGGAAUGCUUCCCUGCUAUCUGCAAGUUCUACAUGGUGGGCUACUGUGACCGAAGCCACCGCAUCGCAGUGGGGGCACGCCAGGGCUCCGUGGCGCUGUACGACGUCAGGACCGGGAAGUGCCAGAACAUCCAUGCUCAUAAGGGUCCAAUCACUGCGGUGUCAUUCGCUCCUGAUGGCCGUUACCUAGCAACCUACUCCAACCUAGAAAGCCAUAUCUCCUUCUGGCAGAUGAACACCAGUCUGCUGGGCAGCAUCGGCAUGCUGAACUCGGCCCCCCAGCUGCGCUGCAUCAAGACCUACCAGGUGCCCCCCGUGCAGCCCGCCUCGCCCGGCUCCCAGAACCACCUCAAGCUGGCCCGCCUCAUCUGGACCUCCAACCGCAACGUCAUCCUCAUGGCCCACGACGGCAAGGAGCACCGCUUCAUGGUCUGACCACUUCCUGCCCGCGCCACUUCCUGCCCGCGCAACUUCCUGCCCUCCACACUUCCUGCUCGGGCCGCUCCCCGUCUGGCCCCGAGCUGGGGGGGUUUCUGGGAGGUCUAUUGAGGGUCUAACGUACUGGGGGGCCGUGAAGGCUCUUUGGUCUGAAGCGUUUAGUGUUAAGUGAAUCUGAAGAUAUAAUGUCUGUACAUACUAGAAUACUACGCUUUAGUGGUAAGAUAAAGAUUAAGAUAAAAUGUACGUAUUAUUUAGUAGGAACACCAGAUAGUUGUGAACUAUACAAACCUUUCAACUCUCAAAGCGUUUAGUCAGAAAAUGUAAACCUUUGAAGGGGGAUGUUUGGCGAUUCAACAUUUUGUUUACUUUAUUAUCACCAAUAUUAGAUCAUUUUGGAAAAUAUUUGCUCCAAGGCCGUCUGGAUUUGAACCACCCCCCGCUACACUGAGUUGGUUAGGUCCGUGACCGCUGGCCAAUGAAGGGUUCUCUCACUGUUUGAAUCUGAUAGUUUGUUCUUCGUGCUUCUGGAUUGGCUGUAGAUAAUGUUUUUUGUUGCUCGGUUACCGUGGCGGUGGACCCAAACACACCUGUUUACAUUGUUGUUGUUGUUGUUGUUGUUGUUGUGUUUGUUUCAUGCAUUCCUAUUUAAGGGUGGUUGGUUUCACCGCCCUGGCCUCAGCCCCCGGAGGUGGAGCCAGGAGGUCAUGUGAUCCGAACCCACCAAAAGGGCGCGGCCCCACUGGGGCUCAGCCCUUGUGGGGCGCUGUGUGAUGUGUGUUGUCGUUGUGUAUUGCUGUUGUGGUUGAUGGUUUCAACGUUCCCCUUUCCAGGGUUCCCCCAGCGUUUGUGCAACAGUGUGUGUGCGUGUGAGUUUUCAAAUCCCAAAGGUAAUGCGCCCUAUUCCCAAGUCUCUAGUAUAUUACACAUUUCCCUCACAUAAAACGUAUAAUCAGAUGUACGUGUCUGCGUGUGUGUGUGUGUGUGUGUUUGUAUAUACACACACAGAAUGGUAGGCUCGCGUGUGGUGUAAUCAUCACCACAUCGUGUGAUGCCUUGACGGUAGAUUCAGGUGCUGGUCCGUCGCUAUGGGAACCAGGCGGGGUACAUACCUUAGCCUGCUAAUGAAGAUGGCUAUCAAUCGGCCUCCUCUUCUAUUCUCUUCACUCUUUUCUCUUUCUGACCUUCAGUUCUCCUCCUGCCUCUUGUCCUUCGCUGCCUGCCUGCUCUCAUCUCUCCUGCUCCUCCUCCCAAAUCCCUCCUCUGUCUUCUCCUCACUCUCUCUAUCUCCUCCCCUAUGUCUCCUCCUUCCUGUCUCCUCCAUCCUGUCUCCUCUCCUCUGAGCCACUCACACGCUACACACCUAUAAACUGAAGCGUGUCGAAGCUUUUCACACCUCCAUUUUAUUUACCAGGUUGUCAGCUGGGAUUUAGAAUUGUGCAGACACACACACAGACACACGCGCACACACACACACACACACACACACACACACACACACACACACACACACACACACAAACCGGUCUGAAUGGAUGAGAGUGGAGAUCAUAACAUCUUGUUUACCUUCUCAACUAAAGAGAGGGAGGUGAAAGGAGCAGAGAUUGGGCAUACAGACAGACAGGAAGAUGUGUGUGUGCUUAUGUGUUUAUCCACAGAAUGAUUUGUUGCAUGUAAAUAUGACCCUGUGACCAAAAAAGAUAUAUACUUUAAAGAAUAUAUAGAACUAUACUAUAUACAUCAUGUGCUGUGAUUAAUUCUCUUGUGUUGAAACUUGUUGACUGUCAAUAAAGAUAUGU
Messenger RNA from Gadus chalcogrammus (walleye pollock), 6416 nucleotides. RefSeq names its product WD repeat-containing protein 7. Bases 154 to 4614 code for a protein of 1486 amino acids. NCBI's taxonomy places the organism in Eukaryota, Metazoa, Chordata, Actinopteri, Gadiformes, Gadidae. Gene Ontology annotation, molecular function: protein binding. Gene Ontology annotation, cellular component: cytoplasm. The record is from RefSeq and is a predicted model, not a curated record. The transcript has 31 exons.